This is a messenger RNA of Chaetura pelagica (chimney swift), 1671 nucleotides long. RefSeq names its product secreted frizzled-related protein 2 (gene SFRP2). Gene Ontology annotation, molecular function: protein binding. The record is from RefSeq and is a predicted model, not a curated record. NCBI's taxonomy places the organism in Eukaryota, Metazoa, Chordata, Aves, Apodiformes, Apodidae. Bases 1 to 915 code for a protein of 304 amino acids. The transcript is spliced from 6 exons.
AUGACUGGUAACAACAGCAAAACUCUCGCUGUGGCCAACGACAACAAACAUCCAACUCUGAUUAAAGGCGAUCUAGAGUUUCAGUUCCCGAACACCGACGGCGUUUCUGGAGACAAGCGGCAGGCAGCAGAAACUGUCUCGGAAGAUCGACACCCGGUGUCACUGGGCAGGGAAAACACCGACGCGAUGUGCACAGGCGCCACCAAGAGGUUCUUCUCCCAGAGCCCAAAGGUGAUUUCUCCCUCCCCGGGCCACCCUGUGAUGCUCGGGCACCCUGAGAGUGUCGCUCCGACCUUUACCCGUGCCGGUGCGCACACACCCCAGCCUUGCCUGGGCGGCCUCGGCCCCCUUACCUGGCGGCAGCAGGUGCGGGCAGUGCGGGCUCCCCGGGCCCUGCCCCGCAGCUCCAGGCCGGAGCGGCGCGAUGCGGGCACCGCGCCCACGCUUAAAGGGCCGGGGCGGAACGGGGCAGCGGCCCCAGGGGGGUGUGACCUUAAAUCGCGCCGUGCCCUGGCGGGUCCGCGGCGAGCACCCAAGGUCUGCGAUGCCUGCAAAAACAAAAAUGAAGACGAUAAUGACAUCGUGGAAAACCUCUGCAAAAAUGACUUCGCCUUGAAGAUAAAAGUGAAGGAGAUUGCCUACAUCAAUGGGGAUACCAAGAUCACCCCCGAAACAAAGAGCAAAACCAUCUACAAGCUGAAUGGGCUGACGGAAAGGGAUCUGAGGAAGAUUGUGCUCUGGCUCAAAGGUGGCCUCCAGUGUACCUGUGACGAGAUGAAUGACAUCAACGUCCCCUACUUGGUGAUGGGGCAAAAGCAAGCUGGGGAACUGGUGAUCACCUCGCUGAAGCGGUGGCAGAAAGGGCAGCGGGCUUUCAAGCGGUUCUCCCGCAGCAUCCGCAAACUGCAGUGUUAGUGGCUUUGCCUCUGGCCACCCCCAGUGGCCACUUCUGUCCCGAGCUCUCUGGGCCUCCCGCACCUUCCUGAUUCAGCCCCUCCAAGCCUUGAGAUGCCACAGUCACCGGUCUCCAAGAGGGGAGGGAGCCCUCUGGUUUUGUACAUAGGUUAAAAUGUAAUGAAAAAAAAAAAAUCAUGACUAUUUUUGAGAAGUAUUAAAGUAUCUCGCUUAAAGCUUUUUUUUUUUUUUUUUGUUCCAUGGUUGCAAAAGUGACUUUGGUCUGAGGUUUUUCCCUCUUCAUUUUGGUAAUGCUGGUUCAUUUAUAUUGCUGCUUCUCUGUAUACGUGCAUGUUUGUUGUGCAAAAGUAGGAGAUGCAGAAAAAGACAGCCACUGUGUGACUGGCCUGUUGCAGUGGGUACGACUCUUUCACCAAGGUGACAUGGCUUGCCAUCUAUAUUAACACUAGAAAGGUCAUGUUUCAACUCUUGCGUGUGACACAUAGGCACUGGUAAGGGCAUAUUAACCAUUCCCACAUUUCAUUUUCCACAAGUCUGAGCCCUUCUCUCUCAGAAAAAGAAAAAUGAACACAUUUUGGAGCUGGUUGAUCUGAACGCAACUUUCUAUUAUUAUUUUGCAAAUUAAACCAUCUGUAGCCUAACUGUAAUAUACCUAGUGGUUAACCAGAAAGAGUUGUAAAAUAUUGCUUUAAUUAACCUUGUAAAUACUCCAGAUAAAUGUUAUAUUCUUGUAUAUAAACUUUACAUCAUAGUUUA